Tachyglossus aculeatus (Australian echidna) is the source of this 1393-nucleotide messenger RNA. Its product is annotated as magnesium transporter NIPA2-like. Lineage: Eukaryota; Metazoa; Chordata; Mammalia; Monotremata; Tachyglossidae. The record is from RefSeq and is a predicted model, not a curated record. Bases 34 to 1083 code for a protein of 349 amino acids. The transcript is spliced from 6 exons. Gene Ontology annotation, molecular function: magnesium ion transmembrane transporter activity. Gene Ontology annotation, biological process: magnesium ion transport. Gene Ontology annotation, cellular component: membrane.
CCCGGAAGUGGCCGCCGCGUGAGGAAAGCCGGGAUGGAGGGAAAUCCUGGCCACUCGGACUUCUACAUUGGCCUAGGCUUAGCUCUGAGCUCCAGCGUCUUCAUCGGGGGCAGCUUCAUCCUAAAGAAGAAGGGGCUUCUCAAGCUCUCCGGCCGGGGCGCCGUUAGAGCAGGUCACGGUGGCCAUGCGUAUCUGCGGGAAUGGCUGUGGUGGGCCGGACUUCUAUCCAUGGGAGUCGGAGAAGCUGCCAAUUUUGCUGCAUACGCCUUUGCCCCGGCCACUUUGGUCACCCCCCUAGGUGCCCUGAGUGUGUUAGUCAGCGCCAUCCUGGCCUCCUAUUUCCUGGACGAGCGACUGAACGUCCACGGGAAGAUGGGCUGCGUCCUGAGCAUCCUGGGCUCCACGGUGACGGUGCUCCACGCCCCCCAGGAGGAGGAGAUCUCCACGUUGGCCGAGAUGGCGGAGAAGCUGAAGGAUCCAGGAUUCGUCGUCUUCGCCGCCUGCGUGCUGGUGAGUUCCGCCGCCCUCAUCUGCCUGGUGGGACCCCGCUACGGCCAGAGCAACGUCCUGGUCUACGUGCUCAUCUGCUCGGCGAUCGGCUCGCUGUCGGUGUCCUGCGUCAAGGGCUUGGGCAUCGCCCUGAAGGAGCUGUUUGCCGGGAAGCCGGUCCUGAAGGAGCCCCUGGGCUGGCUGCUCCUCCUCUGCCUGGUGAUCUGCGUCAGCACGCAGAUCAACUACCUCAACAAGGCCCUGGACAUCUUCAACACCUCGGUGGUCACGCCCAUCUACUACGUCCUCUUCACCACGGCCGUCCUGACCUGCUCGGCCAUCCUCUUCAAGGAAUGGCAGCACAUGGGGGUCUCCAACGUCGUCGGCACCAUCAGUGGCUUCCUCACCAUCGUCCUGGGCAUCUUUCUGCUCCACGCCUUCCGGGACAUCCCCUUCACGCCCGACCUGCUGCCCCUGUUCCUGAGGCCGGGGCCGGGCCGGGAGAGGGAGGCUCCCCCGGGCUGUCUGCGCCGGCCGCUCCUCGCUCCCGAUGGCCCCGGCAAAGGUGGCCGGGAGGACGGGGAGGGAGCCUGAAGAUCCCUUUUGGGGCCCCCGACCGGCUGACAACCUCUAGGCCUGGACUAGAAGAGGAACAAAUCAAUACUCAGCCACCAAGCCGCUGGAGAGUAAUCCUGUACCCCUCCAGGGCCGUUUCCCCGCCACCAGACUCGGGCCUCCUCUCUCCCUGUUGACACUGGGGUCCGGGUGAAUCAUUCUGCAAUACUCCGUGAAACCCCCCCCAGAGCUGUGAGCUGUUGAUCUUAAAGUGUUAUCACACAUUUACUAGUAUUUAAGGGGGUUGAGGGCCCCCCAGUUUUUUUCUAAAUAAAGUUUCAAGCGUCUA